Messenger RNA from Rhincodon typus (whale shark), 1207 nucleotides. RefSeq names its product cytochrome c oxidase assembly protein COX20, mitochondrial. The record is from RefSeq and is a predicted model, not a curated record. Gene Ontology annotation, biological process: mitochondrial respiratory chain complex IV assembly. The coding region runs from base 183 to 548 and encodes 121 amino acids. The transcript is spliced from 4 exons. Lineage: Eukaryota; Metazoa; Chordata; Chondrichthyes; Orectolobiformes; Rhincodontidae. Gene Ontology annotation, cellular component: mitochondrial inner membrane; mitochondrion.
AUGCGCAGAGCUACCUGGCCGGCCCUCGGCCUAGGUGACGUCGCGCUCCCGGUUGCCGUCGCUUUCCAGCUGGUGCCGCCCGGUCCCGCAGGAAAUGUCUGUUUGAAGCCGCGUCGUCGCUGCACGAUCGAGUCUGAGGCGGAGAGAUUUGAGGUUCCCAGCGGGAGCAGCAGAAAGCCGCCAUGUCGAGCGGGACGGACGCGGAGAAGGCGAAGCCGUUCAAGCUUCUGGGAAUCUUGGAUGUGCAGAACACUCCAUGUGCUCGAGAAUCUGUUCUGUAUGGAUCAGCUGGCGCUGUUGUAGCUGGACUUGGCCACUUCCUAGCAACAAGCAGAGUAAAGCGGUCUUUUGACUUUGGUGUGGGGGGCUUUCUGCUUACAACUUUGGGAACUUGGAUGCUCUGCAGGUAUCAGAAUGCAAAAAUACGAAUCCAGCAGCGAAUGGUGCAAGAAGGUAUGAAAAACAAGGUGACAUUCGAAGGAACUGAAAUGGAUCCUACCAGAAAAUCAGAUCGAAGCAACAAAAGCAGCCAUGGAAGUACUUCAUAAACCAUUGGUCCUUACAGCAGUAUGGUUUGGAGCCAGAAAGAUUCAAUUAUUAUGAAGUUCAACGAUUCUACUUUCCUACCUUGUGUAUAGUUCCAAUCCAGUUUGUUUAAGGAAACUUGAGUAUUUUUUCAGAAUUGGGAUAUCUAAUGUAUAAAUAAUAUGUCCCAACAUAAAGGGAACCACCAAGAUAACAUUCAUUUCUAAACUUUAAUAAUGAGAAGUAUUUAUUAGUACCUUGAUCAGGUAAAGAACAACCUGUAGAUGUCAUAGUCUGAUUUUGAGUGUUUUAUGUAUGCUGACAAUUUGGGUGUGCAAUCUUUUUGGAAAUUUGUUGAAAGCUUAAACAGGUUGAGAUGUUUAAAACUGUCUUCGAGGCUUGCACAGAUUUGGGAUCUUUUCAUUUUGAUUUCUUGGUAGGAAUUAUGGCACUGAAUGUUAGCUGGUGAAUCUGUUUAGAAAAACCAGAGGAGGCAUUUCAGCUCCUUAAGCCUGUUUCACCAUUCAUUGAGAUCAUGGCUGAUCUGCGUCUUAAUUCUAUCUGUAUGCUUGAACUCUUUUUUUUAAAUACCUUUGUCUAGUAAAUAGCUGUUGAUCUCACAUUUUAAAAUAAUUAAUUGAAGAAGCAUCUACUGCUUUUGUAGUGGGGCAUUCCACACUUC